Messenger RNA from Aspergillus puulaauensis, 948 nucleotides. RefSeq lists its product as uncharacterized. The record is from RefSeq and is a predicted model, not a curated record. The transcript has 3 exons. NCBI's taxonomy places the organism in Eukaryota, Fungi, Ascomycota, Eurotiomycetes, Eurotiales, Aspergillaceae. Bases 1 to 948 code for a protein of 315 amino acids.
AUGACUUCUCCGAAUCUUUCGAAUCCGGACUCACUCGAGGUCCUAACGGCCACGUUGAACCAAGCGCUGGUUGAAACUGGUCGGUUUUUCAAGUCAGAUGGGUCCCUGCAGUCUCGGGCUCAGAUGAAGCGAAACCUUCCUGUUGCACAUGAGAAGUUCCAGUCUGCGUUAGACCACCUAUCAGAGCAAAUAUUUGUUGCCAAGGCGUUUUUGGAAAGAGACUAUGAAUAUGUGAAGGCACGGAAAGCUGCCCUUCGCAAGCGUCCUACAGAGGAUACUGCUAAGGGGGAGCCGGACGUGACGACUGGUGGCCCUCAGACUGUGCCUGUCCCGGAGGAAACAGGUGCCGAGGCUGUUCCCAGCGAAGGCGAACCUAAAACAGCCGAUAACGCAGUCAAAUCAGAACAACAAACAGAUUUGAAUCAGGAACAGCAGACAACAACCAAUGAACCCAUAAAAGAGGAGCCAAAGGAGACCGACGCGGACCAGUCUCUUGCUACUCAGGAUGCGACGGGGGCGGAGGAACUCAAUUUCGACUCGCUGCUAAAUAAUCAAGGGUCAAAUGAGUUUGACCUCAAUCUCGAAUUUGGAGAGGAUGGAAACGCAGGGAACGAAAGCUUCUUCAAUGCGACCUUUGGCAAUCAAGACACUGGGUCUGGCCUGGAUGCCGGGAAUACUAAUACAGAGUCCGGACACGACAACAAUGCGUUGCCGACAGGGGGUGAUGCAUUUGAUCUCGAGCUAGAGAAGUUCUCCGGCCAGCCUGGUGAUGCAAACGGACAAUUUGACGGUAACACAGAAGACAUAAUGGGGCCAGGGGAGUCUAGUUUCGAUGACCUGUUUAUGGAGAGCGAAAAUUUGGGGGACAAUGCAAAUGAGAACCAAGAUUUGUUACCGGGCGAUGGGUUGAUGCAGCUUGAUGAACUCGACGAUAGUUGGUUUUCAUGA